Molecule: messenger RNA, 1157 nt
Organism: Myiozetetes cayanensis
Lineage: Eukaryota; Metazoa; Chordata; Aves; Passeriformes; Tyrannidae
Gene: TAC1
Product: tachykinin precursor 1
Exons: 6
Coding region: 228-575 (115 amino acids)
Biological process (GO): tachykinin receptor signaling pathway
Source: RefSeq, a predicted model, not a curated record
AGGAGUGUGCGUGGGUACUUCUUUGUGUGUGCAGGGGAGUCUGCAUGUGUGUACUUCUACGGGUUGGGUGCCUAUACCUGCUUGUGUGUCUCUGAAUGUGCCAGCGUGUUUUAGUGCCUGUCCUGAUGCGCGAAGGAAUGAGGGUGUACCUCUGGACAGCCGUGUGUGUGCGUGUAGAGAGCUGCAGCCCUACGUAGGUGUGAGCAUCUAAGGACGUCGAGGCGGCGAUGAGGCUCCCGCUGGCUUUCGCCGUGCUCCUCCUGGCCUCGGCGCAGGCGCUGGCCGAGGAGAUGGGAGCCAGCGACGACCUCAGCUACUGGUCCGACUGGUCCGACAGUGACCAGGCGAAGGAGGAGCUGCCGCUGCCCCUGGAGCACUUCCUGCAGAGGAUGGCCCGGAGACCCCGGCCCCAGCAGUUCUUCGGCCUCAUGGGCAAGCGGGAUGCCGGAUAUGGCCAGAUCUCUCACAAAAGGCAUAAAACAGACUCCUUUGUUGGACUUAUGGGCAAAAGAUCUUUAAAUUCUGGGUCCUCUGAAGGGAGCAUAGCACAGAAUUAUGAACGGAGGCGUAAAUGAGACAUUCCCGUGCAUUAUUUAUUAAACUUCAUUUGUUCUGAUGGCCAAUGCAGUGUAAUAUAAACUAAUCACUGUAUGGAAUAAUUAUUUAUUUAACAACUGAUGGGGUUUGGGGUUUUUUGAGUUGUACGUUCAAUAAAAUUAUUAUUUUUCAUAUUGUGGCAGUGAUACAUGUUGUGUAGGGGUGUUGUGGUUCUGAAAGGACCAGCAACCCUGGUGGUGUCUCACAACAAAGCACAUCAUUUGAUAUGACCCAUAAAGUUAUGUUUACUAAACCAAGCAAAUAUUCUUUUGUUCAUUGAAAGCGAGUCUAUCAGCUUCACAGCCAGUGCAGAACAGAGCUCAUGUUCAGUCUAGUGCCUCAAUUUGUUUUCAUGGUUUAUAAUGUACUGUAAUUUCUGUAUCAAAAAAUAUAUUUGUAUCAUUACAGCAUGUUUUAUGUUCUGUGACUACGUAUCUAUAUAUUUUAAAAAGGGGGGUGGGUAAUGUUUGAAUGGGAAUACAAGGUCUUCAUUUCAUAGUCUGGAAUUUUAUGACAGCAACAUUUUAAAUAAAAACUAUUCUGGGGCUUUUGCAACAUAA